AGAGAAUCAACGCCAUCCCACCCGCCCGCCGACGAAACCCUCAAGACCCUCAAGAUGAAGUUCAACCCUGAUGUCUCCUCUUCCCGGCGCAAGUCGCGCAAGGCGCACUUCGCUGCUCCCUCGUCGGUCCGCCGCAAGAUCAUGUCCUCCGCUCUGUCUAAGGAGCUCCGCGGCAAGCACAACACGCGGUCACUACCCAUUCGCAAGGACGACGAGGUGCGGAUCGUGCGCGGCAAGUACAAGGGUCGGGAGGGCAAGGUCACGCAAGUGUACCGUAAGAAGUGGGUGAUCCACGUUGACCGUGUCCAGCGCGACAAGUCAAACGGUGCGACGGUUCCCAUUGGCAUCCACCCCAGCAAUGUUGUCAUUACCACUAUCAAGCUGGACAAGGACAGGCGUGCAAUCCUCGACCGGAAAGACCGCAAGAAGAGCGGUAAGUCAGGUGAGGAUGUGGAGAUGGUUGAUUGAUUGCGUGCUCCUUUGUCUUCUUCUCUUCCCGGUUGUCGCAUUGCAUCUCAAAAUUCACCAUGUAUGUAUGCGAUAUCACGCACAUCGUAUGCCGUAUGGGGCCCCGAGGCCAAUUUACCAUGCCGUUCGCCUUGAUUUUCGUCAUGGCGUGGACAUCAUUUCAUUGA
Messenger RNA from Fomitopsis serialis, 635 nucleotides. RefSeq names its product translation protein SH3-like domain-containing protein. Gene Ontology annotation, biological process: cytoplasmic translation; ribosomal large subunit biogenesis. The record is from RefSeq and is a predicted model, not a curated record. NCBI's taxonomy places the organism in Eukaryota, Fungi, Basidiomycota, Agaricomycetes, Polyporales, Fomitopsidaceae. Gene Ontology annotation, cellular component: ribosome; cytosolic large ribosomal subunit. Gene Ontology annotation, molecular function: structural constituent of ribosome; RNA binding. The transcript has 5 exons. The coding region runs from base 55 to 468 and encodes 137 amino acids.